Messenger RNA from Pelobates fuscus (common spadefoot toad), 4899 nucleotides. It is a transcript of the gene PDE2A, whose product is annotated as phosphodiesterase 2A. The coding region runs from base 253 to 3156 and encodes 967 amino acids. Gene Ontology annotation, molecular function: 3',5'-cyclic-AMP phosphodiesterase activity; protein homodimerization activity; 3',5'-cyclic-GMP phosphodiesterase activity. The transcript has 31 exons. Lineage: Eukaryota; Metazoa; Chordata; Amphibia; Anura; Pelobatidae. Gene Ontology annotation, biological process: positive regulation of gene expression; regulation of mitochondrion organization; cGMP catabolic process. The record is from RefSeq and is a predicted model, not a curated record. Gene Ontology annotation, cellular component: synaptic membrane; perinuclear region of cytoplasm; nucleus.
AUGUAGCCAUGCUGUUUCUGUCUCCCUCCCCUUCAUACUCCAACAAACUGCAUUAGGAUCUGUUACAGCAUCAGUCUCCAAACACCCUCUCACAAUCUAGAAAGAGAGACACAGCGUGGGUCCAUUAUCGUUCAACAACGAAGGUGUGUGGAAUAAGAGAGAGGCUUGUUUCUCGGUCUACGUUUGGGACCUCUGCCCGGAGUCACCUCCACUCCCCAUUGCUUGGUGGGACCAGGGAGAGGAUGAGGAGAGAUGGGCCAGGCUUGCGGCCAUUCAAUUCUGUGUCGGACCCAGCAGUACCAACCAGCUACAUCUGAUAUACGGGGGCAGCAGGUAUUCCUGAAGGCUGAAGACUCGCCUGCGCUAUGUUCGGAAGCACUCCAGGACGCUUUGCUGACCCUCGGCUCUGUCAUCGACAUUCCACGUCUACAGGAAGCCAUCAAAGAUGCCAUAGCGGCCGUCCUGCCAAAAGUGGACAAUGCCUUUAUCUACCUGUUACAUGCAGAAGGCCGGCUGGUGUGCGGUGACCCGCUGCAUGAUCUUCCUCAGGAAGGGAAACUCAGGGACGCAGUCCUGCUACAGAAACGGAUAGAAUGCAGUGGGCUGACGCCAUCAGAGCUGCUUGGACAGCAAAUGAGCAGCCUGGCAGCUCCGUUACCGCCCGAUAAACAAGUGCUCAUCCUUCCUCUCGUAGACCAGGACAGUGGGCGCGUGCUGGCCGUCAUACUGAUGCACUGCAGCCCACUGAACGAUGCUGACGAGCAAAACCUCCGCACCUUGGAGAAACAUAUCUUGGUGGCUUGCAAACGCGUGCUGGCUAUUCAAAAGCUCCAGCCAUGGACCCAAGUCAGUGUGCCUUCUGGCUCCUCAGAGAACUUCGCACCAAGGCCACAACGUGUUCAGAAGCCACAGCUAUGGUCCCAAGUCAGUUUGUCCACUGGAUCUCCAGAGAAUUCCCUACAGAAGCCAGAGACUUUACAAAAUGAAGGGUACGAUGAGCUGGACCGCAAAAUCCUACAGCUGUGUGGGGAACUCUAUGACCUGGAUGCAGCCUCUCUCCAAAUUAAAGUUCUUCAUUAUUUGGAACAACAGACCCAGUCCCCCUGCUGCUGCCUGCUUCUUGUGUCAGAGGACAGUCAUCAGCUGUUCUGCCAGGUUGUUGGAGACAAAGUAUUGGAAGAAGAAAUCAGUUUUCCCUUGACGUUUGGACACCUAGGGCAGGUUGUGGACAAGAAGAAAUCCAUUACACUGCAGGACAUCAGCUCUGAGGAACACAAACAGUUGAACAACAUGUUGGGUUUCGAGGUUCUCUCCAUGCUUUGUGUGCCAGUUAUAAGCCGAGCAACAUCCCAAGUGGUGGCUCUGGCCUGUGCGUUCAACAAGCAAGGAGGAAACUACACAGACGUAGACGAACACAAGAUCCAGCACUGCUUCCGCUAUACGUCCACUGUCCUCACGAGCACACUCGCCUUCCAGAAAGAGGAGAAGCUAAAGUGUGAGUGCCAGGCUCUUCUGCAAGUGGCGAAAAACCUCUUCACACAUUUAGAUGAUGUAUCGGUCCUACUCCAAGAGAUCAUCACAGAAGCACGAAAUCUCAGCAACGCAGAAAUAUGCUCGGUGUUCCUGCUCGAAAGACACAGCCAUGAGCUUGUUGCCAAAGUAUUUGAUGGUGGAGUCGUGGAGGAUGAUAGUUACGAGAUAAGGAUCCCAGCCGAUCAAGGUAUAGCUGGCCACGUGGCCACCACUGGACAAAUCCUGAACAUUAAAGAUGCCUAUUCACAUCCUCUAUUCUACCGGGGGGUGGAUGACAGCACUGGAUUUAGGACCCGCAAUAUCCUCUGCUUCCCCAUUAAAAAUGAGAGUAAUGAGGUCAUUGGCGUGGCAGAAUUGGUCAAUAAGAUUAAUGGCCCUGGAUUUACCAAGUUUGAUGAAGAUCUGGCUACCGCAUUCUCCAUUUACUGUGGAAUCAGCAUCGCGCAUUCUUUGCUCUACAAGCAAGUGCGAGAGGCCCAGUUCCGCAGCCACCUGGCCAAUGAAAUGAUGAUGUAUCAUAUGAAGGUCUGUGAAGAUGAAGCCAAGAAGUUACAAGGAAAUGGCAUUCUGAGCGUAUCCCACAUUGACCCCAACUUUGCCAGUUUCACCUACACACCCAGAUCCCUUCCUGAAGAUGAUACAACUAUGGGUAUUCUCAGUAUGUUUGAAGACAUGGGCUUCUUGACAAACUACAAGAUUGAUAGGACCACGCUAAUCAGAUUCUGCCUUAUGGUGAAAAAGGGGUACCGGGACCCCCCUUACCAUAACUGGAUGCACGCUUUCUCAGUGUCGCACUUCUGUUACCUCCUCUACAAAAACCUGGAGCUUAUCAAUUAUCUGGAGUAUAUUGAAAUUUUUGCCUUGUUUGUAUCCUGUAUGUGCCAUGAUCUUGAUCACCGGGGAACAAAUAACUCCUUUCAAGUGGCUUCAAAAUCUGUGCUGGCAGCACUGUACAGCUCAGAGGGGUCGGUGAUGGAGAGACAUCACUUUGCUCAGGCGAUCGCCAUCCUUAACUCCCAGGGCUGCAACAUUUUUGAACAGUUUUCACGGAAGGAUUACCAAAGGAUGCUGGAUUUGAUGCGAGACAUUAUUCUUGCCACAGACCUGGCUCAUCACCUGCGUAUCUUCAAAGAGCUCCAGAAAAUGGCACAAGAUGGAUUUAAUCCCAAAAACAAACAUCAUCACAACCUCUUACUGUGUCUUCUCAUGACAUCCUGUGACCUCUCUGACCAAACCAAAGGGUGGAAGACCACGCGGAAGAUAGCCGAACUCAUCUACAAAGAAUUCUUCUCUCAGGGAGACCUGGAGAAAGCCAUGGGAAAUCGACCCAGUGAGAUGAUGGAUCGGGAAAAGGCCUACAUCCCAGAGCUGCAGAUCAGCUUCAUGGAGCACAUCGCCAUGCCCAUAUACAAGUUACUGAAAGAGCUGUUCCCUCGCUCUGCUGAACUGUAUGAAAGGGUUGCGACCAACAGGGAGAAGUGGCUCCGCGUCUCUCACAAAUUCACAAUUAGAGGGUUACCCAGUAAUAACUCGUUGGACUUCCUUGAUGAAGAAUAUGACAUCCAGGAAAGUAUGGAAGAUGAGGUGAAGAUGAAUGGAUGUGUAGACAGAAAUAAACACUGAGAUUCUGUCAGUGCCUACAACCAACUGAUGAACACGUGUUUCUUGCUGUAUGAGGACAACACACCACGCGUUUCACACUCUACAAGGACAACGAACACACAUUUUACUCUGUUUUCUUGUCCUUUGCUUUUUAGCCUCAGCCUGAGGUGUGAGGAUUGUGUUAAAUCCUACGGUGAUGUUUGCAGUCUGUGUGCAGUGCAAUGUAUGUUACGCCAAAACAACAUGUGGGAGGCGCCACCUCAAACCCUGUGUAACACAGUGAAGAUAGGGUAAUAAUGUCUAGCCAACCAGAAUGAGCCACACUGUAAAAAUAUUUUUGCCUCAAAAGGUGCUCCAUGCACAGAACAUUCAGCUGUGGAACAUUCUAAAAGUACUAGACACCUGCUAUGGAUCCUCGGAAACCAGAGACGGACUAAGGUGCAUUUUACAAAAAGGUCAAAAUUUGCGAUCCUAUUUAUGGAAUAGGGUACUGCCUUUCAAAAUAUAUUUGGCUACCUCCUACUCUCCAGCCAUCUAACACUCUGUCCCAUGUGAUAUUUCCUAUAUUUAUGGCCCAGGGGCCACCAUUCCUGGACAGAUUACGCUAACAUUAUCAGGAACCAGUAGCAACCCAAUAAUAUCAAUUUACAUUUUAACGGCACAGAAAAAAAAUCGAGUAGAGUUUAGUACAUACCUUGUGGAUCUAUAAGCAACAUCUGUAGCUACCCCAAAACUGUGAGAGUUCCAAAACAUCAGCAGGAAAAACAAACAACUCUCAACCCUUGGGUUAUACACAUAUAUUAAGCGGUUUGUCACAGAUUGUCCACAUUUUGUCACCACAUCACCAACUACUGCUGCUGCUUAAAUUAGGAAUGUUGCAGGUGUGACAUAGGACAGUAGUUCUCGAUCCUGUUCACACUAACCACUAGCUGUUCAGGAUUUAACCCUUUCAGUAAUAUUUCAAUGCAUUGCCCCUCAAUGACAAAGCCCCUGCUUGAGAACACUUAAGCCCUGCAGACUUUGGCCCUUUGGUGGCCCAGGUUGUCAGGUCUCAGAACCACUGAUUUAUGAAUUCCUUUCAUGACUACUAUAUCGGAGGUGGACGUAAGGAGGGCUAUAACACUGGAUCUUGUAAGAUCUAAAAAUAUAACGCUGCAAAGGAUGUAUUUUUGCUUAUUUUUGAUAAUGAUACUUAGAGCAUAAGACAUGAGCUUAUGAUAUAUAACAAGAAUUUUCUCUUGUGUUUAAUUUGUAUGUCAGGCACUGCUGUUUCUCUCCUCAAUUAGAUUACUGGUGUCUUAGGUCUAUAGGAGUGGCCGUGACAGAAGUGAUAGAUUUAAAGCUAUUGAUUUUUCGAAAAUAUAAACACUGGUGCAUAAUGUCUCACUUUGUAUCACUAUAUGACCCAUGUAAACGUUCAUCCCAUUCUAAAUGACCGUCGGACGUUGGUGCAAACUGAGCUGGGCUUAGACCUACAUGAGACACAUGGAGAUAAGGAAUCAACCAAUGUCUCUGCACUAUGAAAUUUAUUCAAAAAUACUAAAAUGUGGUGAGUUAAUCAACAAAUUGCAACAUUUAAGCCAAAAUUCAGUUGGAAAAAAAAUAUAUGUAAAUAUAUAUUUAUGAAAACUAAGCAGUCCUCUUGGUGAUUUCAUGAUAUUUUGUACAUGUUACGUGUCACCGACUUGGCAAGAGAUUGGCAUCGGAAAUGUUUCAUCUGUUCUGCAGUUAUUUAUAAAAGUUGAAUAAAAGAUUUCUAGGUAA